Messenger RNA from Fimicolochytrium jonesii, 2243 nucleotides. RefSeq lists its product as uncharacterized. The record is from RefSeq and is a predicted model, not a curated record. The transcript is spliced from 3 exons. Lineage: Eukaryota; Fungi; Chytridiomycota; Chytridiomycetes; Spizellomycetales; Powellomycetaceae. Bases 198 to 2243 code for a protein of 681 amino acids.
GAUGCAGUUGAACGACAAGGCGGGUGUUGCAGAAGAACCUAAUUUCCCUUUGGCUUUUAGAGUUGAAAAUGGCCGUUGUUCAAAUAUCGCCACCCGCGAGACACAUUUCCGGUGCUCGGGAACAAGGAAAGCUCCUGUUCUAAAAGUUAGGACCAAGUCAUAACUCUUUCACACUGCUCGGCAGGUCUUCAGUACAAAUGGGACGCGAUGAACAUAUUGGGUCCGCCACCUUGCCACCGAGAAGAAAAGGUUUGCCCACGAAAGCAUGCGAGGACGGAGAUGGGAAUGAAUAUGGCGGAGGGGACGGAAGUGGUCCGCUGGUGGAGGAUAGGGAGCUCGAAAGCGGCCGCGUACAUUCAGACAAAUCGCCGCCGAAUGAACGGAAGUCGGACCAGGCGGCUGCGGCACACCAUCCUUUGUUAUUGGGAACUUUGCGCACCCUCACGGGGCUGAUUACCCUCGCAAUACCGAUCUCCCUGGCAGCUAUCGGUUGCACCGCAACAUGGCCACCUUUCGAGCAAUUCUUCGUGCAACGCCUCGGCUGUCCGAAUGACGAUUGCAAGCUGCCGUAUGGGGGAGGCUCGGCCGAAGUGAAGAAGCUUGCCGUGUACGGAUUCUUUGGAUGGUUCUUCAUCAUAGUCCUCUGCUGUAACUCAUGGGAUAAUCCGAUCUUGAAGGGGCGUGGCCCAACAAAAGACGAACUGGAAGCCGAUCAGGGCGUCAACCUCAGUGGAUGGAUGCUGAGCAAUGCGCCACAGCAGAGUCGCUCCCUCACUCCGAGAUUCGUAGUAUAUGUAUUUGCCAGGUUCUGCUGGGCGCUCUUCGACGUCAUUCCCGUCUACUAUGCUCCCACGGCGAACGCAAGCAUUGGUCUGAUCAUUGCGACAAAUGCCUUCUUCAUCUUUUGGAUUGGUUCCACGUUCCUAUGGGGCCAGCAUUCCCUGAAAGUCAGAUUGAGAUUAGCGCUCAACGGAACGGGAAACAUGCUGGUGGGCUAUCUUUUGUUCUAUCUCGGCUUCUAUAUCACCCGAAACACGGGCCGGUUGCUAUUGGUGGCUUCGGUGCUUACAGGGCUCGUCUACCCCGUCGCGAAACUUGUCGGUCUUACGUAUGUCGUGGAGUCGGCGAAGAUAGCAUAUAGCUGGAAAUUGGAGGACGUGCUCGGGGGUGGGGCAUCACAUCUCCUCGGGUUCGCUUGCAAUUUUAAUGCGGGGUACGGUGUUCCCUCCAAAGUAAGGAUUGUCACAUUUGCCACCGAACUAGAGUUCUGGACGGCAAUGGUGUUGACGAUAUUUUCAGAGGUUGGACUCCGGCUGGGAAUGGUAUACAUGAACGCUUGUUUCAGAGCUACGGGAGACGAGCAGCCGCAGCAGUUGGAGCCGCUGCAGAGCCCGGUGAUGAGCGAUGCUGACCAAGGAGAGAGUGCAGAAACGCAAGGAAGGGAUAGAACAGACGCGGGCAAUGGGUCCAAGGAGUUUCCUUCAAAACAGCUCCGGUCUACCCUGGGGAAGGGACAACGGAAUGGGCCUCCGAAACGGACUACCGAAUUCAGGCAAGAGCAACAAGUAUACAAAUCCGGGUUAUUGACGGAAGCUUUGGCGCCGGAUGGCCAUCAAAGUCCCACAACGGCUAUUGCCGGCGCAUUUGAGGGGCCAUCAGCUGUCAUUCCCGCAUUCCCGCCACCACCAUCCCAAAGCUCACCGAAACCAAAACCAUCCCCGACGCCACCACAUUCACCAAAACGACCGACGUUGUCGCCUUCACAUCGUUCCGUCAAACGUGGUCUUCUGUGCCGCCUAGACGAGCACAUGCGUUACCAUAUCGUACAACGCAUCAAAAACCCCGAGUUCCGGAGCCCGAUGUGGUUCUCGUUGCACCUAGGCGCCCUCGCUCUGGGCGAAUACAUUUCGCUCGGUCUCACGUUUGGGCUGAUCUACUUUCACGGCGACUCUGUUGGCCUUUUCCUCGUCGACAAACGCCUGCCAUCCUCACAAGACUCGAUAUCUCCAUCAACAUCCAUAGAGGGUUCAUCGUUCAAGACGUCGUGGCAAGUACGGAUGGUCAUUUACUUCGUCCUGGAGCUCCUCAUGGACGCGGGGUUGAUUGUGCUGCAGCGCAAACAAGGCAUAUUGUGGGAACACCUACCCCCGUUCAACGCGAUCGCGUAUGUGUCGGGGUGGGCGUUUAUGGGAUGUACGAUGUGUGCGUUCUUGACUGUGUAUAAAGGAUUAUUGGAGACGUAA